GGAAGUUUCCAACCUUUCGACUGCUCCCUGCCUUUAUAUCAAGAUUUUCAUAGCCAUUCUCCCAUCCCUAAUCCACCCACGAUCGAGUCUUGCCCCUUCUGCACCAUUCUCUUGAAGCACGAACUCUUGCAGGAAUACAACACAGUCAUGGCGGAUGCACAGCGCAUUUAUCCAGCCAACGAGGACGUAGAAAAGGCAUCACAGAUGAACGCGCGGCCCAGCACUCCUCUGGCUUCCAGAUCGAGCCUCAUGUCCGAGAAAGGAGACCCUUCAGCUAAUCGAGGCCAGCUUAGGGACGUUAAAUUUCCUAAAGAGCAAAUGAUUCCCUCAAGGCAGCCCCACAGAUAUUACGCCCCCCCUCCCAGGCGCGGCCGUAAUACCUGCUGCCGCUGCCUCGUCUGGACAUUUUGCUUCCUCCUGCUCUUGGUUGUAGCCAUCGCCAUAGCUGCUGCAAUUCUCUACGCUGUCUUCAAGCCCAAAAUACCCAAUUAUUCAGUCGACAAUAUUCAGAUUACAAGGUUCUCCCUUGGUGCAGGCGCCACUGUUUCCUCUCAGUUUGCGGUCGAUGUUACAGCGAGGAAUCCGAACAAAAAGAUUGGCAUUGAUUACUUAGACGACAGCUAUCUUGCGGUUUUCUACACCGGCACAGAGCUAUGCAAGGGCAAACUUCCUGCUUUUUAUCAGGGCCACAGGAAUACUACUAAUUUAGACGUUACUCUCACCGGAACUGACGUCCAAAUUUCCAGUGACAUGGUCAGGUCGCUGACUGCACAGCGCCAAGUGGGAAGUAUUCCCCUGCUUUUGAAAGCCGAUGUUCCAGUGAAAGUCAAGUUUGGGAAGCUUAAAACGAUGAAGAUUACUUUUCGCGUGCGUUGUGAUCUGGUGAUUGACAGUUUGGAUGCCAACGCUAGUAUUAACAUUAGCAAGAAGAACUGCAAGGUGAAGCUUUGAGGAGACCUACAGGUGUUCUAUAUUAUAGCUUUCUUUAUUUUUUCUGUCUUUACAGAAGACGAAAGGGCGAGCAGUUUGUAAUUUGAUCAUUAUUAGGGUGCUUGUAUUCUUAUAUUCUUUUUCCUGUUCCAUUAGUUUGUAUUCAUCUGUAUCAUCACCAUUACACUAUAUUUCGAGAUUGUUAGUUCUGGUUACAAACCAAAUACAGAUACUUGUUGUUUCAUAUUAAAUAUACGUGUUUUUUCUUUUA
Cryptomeria japonica (Japanese cedar) is the source of this 1201-nucleotide messenger RNA. Its product is annotated as NDR1/HIN1-like protein 6. Lineage: Eukaryota; Viridiplantae; Streptophyta; Pinopsida; Cupressales; Cupressaceae. The record is from RefSeq and is a predicted model, not a curated record. The transcript has a single exon. Bases 148 to 951 code for a protein of 267 amino acids. Gene Ontology annotation, cellular component: plasma membrane.